This is a messenger RNA of Erigeron canadensis, 1780 nucleotides long. Its product is annotated as integrin-linked protein kinase 1-like. The coding region runs from base 153 to 1460 and encodes 435 amino acids. Lineage: Eukaryota; Viridiplantae; Streptophyta; Magnoliopsida; Asterales; Asteraceae. Gene Ontology annotation, biological process: protein phosphorylation. The transcript has 11 exons. The record is from RefSeq and is a predicted model, not a curated record. Gene Ontology annotation, molecular function: ATP binding; protein binding; protein kinase activity.
GUCACUCAACAGCGUUAAAAAUACAAAAAUCAUCAAUAUCUAAAUUCACCUUGCCCACUUCUUGAUUCUUGAAAACAAAAACAUAAAAAAUCAAAUAAAUUAAAAAUUAAUAAAAUAUCAAUCAAUCUCCGAUCUAAACAAACAAAGCCUGAAUGAGCGGAAGCGAGGGAAGCUCAGGCCAUUCCGCCGGAGACGCACAGCCACCACCGGCAGCGGCGGAGACCGGAAAGAAGAGAGACAAAGCGAAAGUAAGCCGGACAUCGUUAAUUCUAUGGCACGCUCACCAGAACGAUACAAAUGCGGUGAGAAAGCUAUUAGAAGAAGAUCGGUCGUUAGUUCAAGCACGUGAUUAUGAUAAUAGAACACCGCUUCAUGUUGCUUCGCUUCACGGAUGGAUCGAUGUUGCUAAAUGCUUGAUUGAGCAUGGCGCCGAUGUUAAUGCUCAGGAUCGUUGGAAAAACACGCCUCUUGCUGAUGCUGAAGGAGCUAAAAAACAUAACAUGAUUGAGUUACUAAAGUCGUAUGGUGGUCUGUCAUAUGGCCAGAAUGGAAGCCAUUUUGAACCAAGGCCUGUGCCACCACCACUUCCAAAUAAGUGUGACUGGGAAAUUGAGCCUGCAGAGCUGGACUUCACAAAUUCCCACUUGAUAGGCAAGGGGUCCUUUGGUGAGAUUGUAAGAGCAUGCUGGCGCGGAACACCUGUAGCUGUCAAGCGUAUACUUCCAAGUCUCUCAGAUGACAAAUUGGUGAUCCAGGACUUCAGGCAUGAGGUGAAUUUGCUGGUCAAACUUCGCCACCCUAAUAUAGUGCAAUUUCUUGGAGCCGUUACUGAUAAGAAGCCGUUAAUGCUGAUAACUGAGUAUCUACGAGGGGGUGAUCUUCACCAGUGCCUGAAAGAGAAGGGUGCAUUGAGUCCAGCAACAGCCGUAAACUUUGCUUUAGACAUUGCCAGAGGCAUGGCUUAUCUUCACAAUGAGCCUAAUGUCGUCAUUCAUCGAGACCUUAAACCAAGGAAUGUUCUCUUAGUCAACUCCAAUGCUGAUCAUUUAAAAGUUGGAGAUUUUGGACUUAGCAAGCUUAUCAGGGUUCAGAAUUCUCAUGAUAUAUACAAAAUGACCGGCGAGACUGGCAGCUAUCGUUACAUGGCUCCUGAAGUGUUUAAGCACCGUAAAUAUGACAAAAAGGUUGAUGUGUUUUCUUUUUCCAUGAUAUUAUACGAGAUGCUUGAAGGUGAGCCACCAUUAUCCCAUUAUGAAGCUUACGAGGCAGCAAAAUGUGUGGCAGAAGGACACAGGCCUCAUUUUAGAUCAAAAGGUUACACGCCGGAACUGAAAGAGUUAACGGAGAGCUGCUGGGCUGCAGAUAUGAACAAGAGACCUUCCUUCUUGGAAAUUCUAAAGAAGCUUGAAAAAAUUAAGGAAUCAAUACCCCCAGAUCACCAUUGGCAUAUUUUUACGUAACUAAUCGUUGCCCCGCAUCCUUUUGUGAACAUAUUAAAGCCCAAAUCAUAAGAUGAACACAGAUAGUUAACACUUAUAACGAUAAGCAACAACUGUAGCCAGUUUUACACCACCCGCUUCUCUUCUCUUUUUUAAGCAACAGUUUUCAGGUGAGGAUUAAGGAACUUCAAGAAAUCUGACUCUUUCUGGAUUCAAAUAAUGAAAUCUUGACUUAGUUCUUAUACGUGUUUCUUUUCUUGUAAAUUUUUUGUUAAACUGUUUUUCAUGAAAGAUAAUAAUAUUACUUGGAUCUUUGUAAAAUGUGAUGCUUGUUUAUUUUA